Messenger RNA from Rosa chinensis, 897 nucleotides. RefSeq lists its product as uncharacterized. The coding region runs from base 64 to 897 and encodes 277 amino acids. The record is from RefSeq and is a predicted model, not a curated record. Lineage: Eukaryota; Viridiplantae; Streptophyta; Magnoliopsida; Rosales; Rosaceae. The transcript is spliced from 2 exons. Gene Ontology annotation, cellular component: plasma membrane. Gene Ontology annotation, molecular function: protein phosphatase regulator activity; protein phosphatase 1 binding.
GAAGCAGACAAUGAGGGAAAUACUCCUUUGCAUCUGGCUGCCUCUAAAUCGAAUUCUAUCCUUAUGAAAGCCUUGGCAAGUGACCCCAAACUUGACAAGACUGCAACCAAUGGUCAUCACUCGAAAGCCAUUGAUAUAUACCUGGGUAACAAUAUUGAACUGAACACCAUUGGUAAACAAAGGGUCUUGUGCAUUUUGGGGAGGUCCAUCGGUGUGCCAAUUUUCCAGCGAUAUGUGCGCCGUGACUUCGAAUCAUCGGACGAGAAGAAUGACUUCAUGAAAUUGGAAUUAUUGGAGGAGAAGAAUGGCUUCAUGAAAUUAGAAUCAUCGGAGGAGAACAAGGCUAUAUCCACCAGAGCGACCAUUGCAGAAUCAUCGGAGGAGAACAAGACUAUAUCCACCACAGCGACCAUUGCAAAUGAAAAAUCAGUCAAAGUUUUGCUGGAUGACUCGAAAAGAUUUGACACAAGUCUACUAGUUGCGGUGCUUAUUGCUACUGUCACUUUUUCAGCCCCUUUCACCAUGCCUGGGGGAUUUGAUAAGGACGGCAUGGCAGUUUUACACCGAAGGAUAUUUUUCACAGGGUUCGUGUUAUUUGACACCAUCUCCUUCUUCUUGUCCCUCCUUGUGGUGUAUAAUCAUUUUAUGGUGUCGAAUAAGUCGCGAAUCAUUAGAGACACACCUUCAGUUUUCAUUCGCUAUUCCGUUGUAACAAUGGUGUUAGCAUUUGCUUCGGGUGUGUUUGUAGUGCUACCAGAGCAUAGUCUACUCGGCAUUUUGGUUAUUCUAAUAUGCUGCGUUUUAUGCUUCAUGCUCAUCGCACAGAUCAGGUUUGCCGCUCUGCCAACCAGGCGCGAAAAGAGGACACGCAAUUGGCUCCGUAAGCGCAUAAUUUGA